This is a messenger RNA of Naegleria lovaniensis, 963 nucleotides long. RefSeq lists its product as uncharacterized. Gene Ontology annotation, cellular component: nucleus; P-body. The transcript is spliced from 2 exons. Lineage: Eukaryota; Heterolobosea; Eutetramitea; Acrasida; Naegleriidae. The record is from RefSeq and is a predicted model, not a curated record. Gene Ontology annotation, molecular function: RNA 7-methylguanosine cap binding; hydrolase activity. Gene Ontology annotation, biological process: deadenylation-dependent decapping of nuclear-transcribed mRNA. Bases 1 to 963 code for a protein of 320 amino acids.
AUGAAUAUCCACAACAACCACGCGACACUGCCAUUUUCCAUUGCUGAUGAUUUCAAGUUGGAACGAUUAUUGGGAUACAAUGCUCAGCAAAAAGUAAUUUCUCUGUUGGGAAAUGUAAACGGCGUGAGAACGAUAUUAGUAAUGGAAAAAACACAGUUCGCCAUUGAUUCCGAGGAGGCUAUUAAGAAAUGGCUUGCACGGAUCAAACAACCGAAUGGACAGGAUUUACAGCAAGUGAUUGUGAAUGAUAAAUAUUACAUGUUGAAUUUGCCUGUACAGGAGAAUGAUCAUUUCAAUUUAUUGAAUACGAGCAUAAUAUUUCCUGCUGACGAGAGUGAUAUUAUAAAAUACUCCAUGCAAAGUCAUGAGCUCUUUCUAGAAACUCCAUCUCUCUACAAGGAAGUCACCCGACCUUUCCUUGACAAAAUUCCAAAGGAGCAUGAAAAGUGGGUCGAUAAUUUGCUACAAAAACAGAGUGAAGUUGAGCACAUGAUUUAUGAGGACACAGAAUCAGAGGAAGAUUUACGCUUCAUGCUACAUCCAGAUAUGAAGUAUGACAAGGUUGACAGAAAUCAACUCUAUUGCAUUGCAUUCUGUUUCAACAAUGAAAUCAAAACCCUUCGUGACCUCUCAACAGAGAGGCAUCUGAAAAUGCUUAAAAAUGUUCGUGACAAGGGAUGUCAAGUCAUUGAGCAAAAGUUUGGAAUUCCACGAGAAAAAUUGAGAAUUUUUGUGCACUAUUUACCUUCGUUCUUUAGAUUCCAUGUGCACUUUACCAAUGUAGAUAACACGUCAGUCAACAAUGGUGUCGAGAGAGCUCAUUUGCUUGACGACAUUAUUGAGAAUAUGGAAGUAUUUGGUUUGAACUUCUAUCAACGCAAGACCUUAACCAUCACUCUCAAAGGAACCCAUGGACUCUACCCAUUUUUCAAAGAGAGAAGCACAAAUGUGGAUAGAAAGUGA